AUGGCUAAGAAAUAAAUUCAGUUUUCCUUACAAGCAUAUACAUAGAUGCGUGCACAUAUAUGAUGAUGAACGAUGAUCAUCUUAUCUUUUGGCUUAUAAAUUUGAGCAGUUUCCCUUCGAAUUUCUUCCUCCCUCGGUCGAUCUAUCCUCUCUCAAUUCAAUUUGGAAUUCCAAAACAUCAUAAACGGAACGUUGACGGAGGAAUGACAAGAAGAAUCUCAACUCGUGUCAAGAAAUUUCUUUCGUGUUAUGGAUCCGGAUCAACGGGUCGCAGCCGCGCAGCCACCAAUCUCGAUGUGCAGGAAGAGUACGCUAACGCCUUCCGCACAGAAUCAUACAAUGAGUUUUGGGACCGUGUGCUCGAGCUCUCCAAUCAAGAUCUCGCCACUUGUCAAUCUCGGACCACGGGGUCCCCAUCGACCACAGCAGCUCGGCUCCCGUCGUACCGGCUCUUCCUCGACGACCUUCUGGAGCCGGACCAGGCCACCAUUACCCAAAUCCUGUCAUUGACCCGUUAUGGAACGGCUCACAAGUCUCUCCUUGCUGAAUACUUCUCCGAAACCGCAAAUGCUUCUCUCCUAUGUAGCGUCUUGCUAAAGGACCUCGACCAUACACGCGCUAAGUAUAGAAACAUGAAGUCGGCUCUUAAAUCGGCAUGUAUGAGCCACGCCCCGGACAUUUCAGCACAUUUAAUGGAAGUCUUAAACUCCAAUCCGUCAGUCUCAUCCGCCUCUCCGGGCCAGGUCCAAUCUAUGCAGGCCGGUUGCUCUAGAUUGCUCAAGCAACUCGAGUCGGCCCGUGAUAAAGUUAGGGCUAAGAUCGGAAUCGUAAGCAAGAUAAAGAAUGGUUCAGCUACCGUUCUUGUAGCUCUAUCAGCUUCAUUGGUCAUAGUCAUUAUGGCUCACGGUGUUCCGCUACUGGUGGCUGCUCCAGGUCUCUUAGCAGCUUCCUUCGAACUAGCUUCGCCACGCAUGUUGGCCAAGACCUUGGUAGAGCUCGAUGCUGCGGCCAAAGGGACUUACAUAUUGAAGAGGGACAUGGACACCAUCGGCCGGUUUGUGAGCCGGCUGAAUGACGAACUCGAGCAUAUGCGAGAAAUGUCUAGGUUUUGGCUCGAGAGAGGCGAGGAGCAGCUCCACACCAGCGAGGAAGUGGCUCAACAACUGGGCCAAAACGACUGUAGCUUCACCGAGCAGCUCGAUGAGCUUGAAGAGCAUCUGUACUUGUGUUUUAUGACGAUCAACCGAGCGAGGAAUCUGGUGAUGAAGGAGAUAAUUGAUCCCGGGCUGCCAGCUCGGAGCCUCAAACGCCACUCUUCUCCAUAAAGGGGUACAGAUCAUGAACUAUCUUUAAAAAAAAAAAAA
Messenger RNA from Punica granatum (pomegranate), 1364 nucleotides. The record is from RefSeq and is a predicted model, not a curated record. NCBI's taxonomy places the organism in Eukaryota, Viridiplantae, Streptophyta, Magnoliopsida, Myrtales, Lythraceae.